CCAUGGACAGCGWCACUUUUGGGCUGCUCCUGUGACUUUCUGAAUGACCAUGGCUGGGGAAAUUGUUUAUGCGGAUUUAAGGCAUCUUGGGGAUAGUUCUUCUGCUGAGAAGCAUCGUGCUCCUGCCUUCUGUCCGUGGUGGCACAGGCUCCUCCUCAUAGCAGGGGGGCUGGGGCAACUCAUCCAGCUGGUCCUGGUGGUGGUGCUGAGUGUGCGGGUUUUUCAGGGCUCCCCACAGCCAGUGGUGACAAGCGUUCCACAGCUAGGCUGUGAGAUACAGGGAAGGAACCAGAUGGAGCAGAGCACGUUUUCAUCCCURGUGCGAUAUUUCUGCAAGCCCCAAGGGAAGAGUCCCACAGCCUAUGCUGGCUGCAAGCUGUGUCCCCAGGACUGGCAGCUCCAUGGGGAAAGAUGCUACUGGCUCUCUGAGGAAUUGGGAAACUGGACUCAAGGAAUGAAAAGCUGUGAAAAUCAGGACUCCCAGCUGGUGGUGCUCCAGGACAAGAAAGAAAAGGAGCACAUCAAGAGUAUCAUAGGCAAAAGCCCACCACCUGUGUGGAUUGGAUUAAGGUCACAUCAGAAAGUGUGGAGAUGGGUGGACAACACACCUUUCAACCCCAAAAUGCUUGGCAUCUCUCUGCAGGAGAUGGAUGAAGGGUGCGGGACACUGAGAGCCAAGGAUUUUGGAGUUUAUAGAUGUGAUGCCGAACACAAGUGGGUUUGCAAAAAAAACCCUUUCCCGCUCUGCUCUGUGACAGCAGGAGMUGGGGAGAAAUGCGAUGCCUCCAUCUGACAAGCAACCACCCCAAAAUGCCCAUCCCACAAGACACUUGCUGCCAGUAUUUGGGAUGAAAUAGCCCCAUCCUCACCAUUACAGCUUUGUGGAAGAUUUCAGGGUUUGCAUAACCAUGAGGAUAAAGACCAGUUUUGGGGGUGCACAGAUGAGCCCCUGAGCUGAGGAACCAGAAAGGUUUGUGCUUCAGGCACAGUGUUGA
Malurus melanocephalus (red-backed fairy wren) is the source of this 995-nucleotide messenger RNA. Its product is annotated as killer cell lectin-like receptor subfamily G member 1. Lineage: Eukaryota; Metazoa; Chordata; Aves; Passeriformes; Maluridae. The transcript has 6 exons. Bases 44 to 793 code for a protein of 249 amino acids. The record is from RefSeq and is a predicted model, not a curated record.